AUCGGGCAGAAUUGGAGUGAUGACAGCAUUGGAAAAACUCGCAAAAUUGAGAUCCUUGUUCCAUUCGGAACGGGUUCUCGCGCUCACUUCCAGCAAGCCGAUGGUCGCGUAUCUUCUCCCAAGCACUGACGCUCAUCAUAGCGAAUAUCUAGCCGAUUACGAUUUUCGAGUGAAAUUCCUGUCUGGUUUCAGUGGUUCCAAUGCCUACGUUGUUGUUACCGAUAGAGAAGCUCUCCUUUGGACUGAUGGCCGAUAUUUCACUCAAGCCGGGAAUCAGCUUGAUUCCAACAGCUGGAAAUUGAUGAAACAAGGACAGCCCGAUUCGAUUACUGUCGUUGAUUGGCUUGUGAGAGAGCUCGAGCGUGGAUCCGUUAUUGGAUUUGAUCCAACUCUGUCGACGUUCGACGCUGGUUCCAAGACAUUUAAACGUCUGAAGGCAGCAGGUCUUCAACCAGUCUCGAUUCCUGGAAAUCUAGUCGACGAGUUCUGGACUGAUCGGCCAAGACUCGCUGGUGAGCCAGUAGUCGUGCUCGAUGUUGAAGACACUGGUCUUACAACUUCAAAAAAAGUCGAGAAUCUUCGGGAGAAGCUGAAACAAAAAAAGUGCGACGCAGCUGUAUUUACUCUUCUUGAUGAUGUUAUGUGGCUUCUGAACAUUAGAGGAAGUGAUAUCCCGUACAAUCCUCUUGCAUAUUCAUAUCUCUUCGUGGCAAUGCGCGAGAUUCACGUAUUUAUCGACAAUGAGAAACUCGAUGAGAAAUCUCGAGCCCAUUUCCACAAAUCGAAUGUAUCGAUUCAUCCAUACGGAGAAGUCUAUUCAUGGAUAUCCAAUUGGCUCAAGGCAAAAGAAGCGAGCAAAGAGCCUCACAUGGUUUAUCUCACACCAGAAACUAAUUACGCUAUUGGAAGCAUUAUUGGCGAAGAGAACUCGAUGGUUGACACUUCCCUGGUUCAGACCGCCAAGGCCACCAAAAACGAUCAUGAAAUGCAAGGAAUGAGAAACAGUCAUCUUCGUGAUAGUGCUGCUCUUGUUGAGUUCCUUUGCUGGCUCGAAAAGGAGUUGCUCUCUGGAAAAAGAUACACUGAAAUCGAGUUAGCUGAUAAGAUAGACCAUUUGAGAAGUCUUCAAGACAAAUAUGUUACUUUGAGUUUUGAUACCAUAUCAGCUGUCGGAGAUCACGCAGCACUUCCCCAUUACAAGCCUCUCGGAGAAAGUGGCAAUCGUAAGGCUGCAGCCAAUCAGGUGUUCCUCCUCGAUUCUGGAGCUCAUUAUGGAGAUGGAACAACCGAUGUGACGAGAACUGUGUGGUACACGAACCCACCGAAAGAGUUCAUUCUGCACAAUACUCUUGUAUUGAAGGGACACAUUAAUUUGGCACGGGCCAAGUUCCCUGAUGGUAUCUAUGGUUCUCGUUUGGACACGCUGACUCGUGAUGCUUUAUGGAAGCUUGGUCUCGAUUUUGAACAUGGUACUGGACACGGUGUUGGACACUACCUUAACGUACACGAAGGACCGAUCGGAAUCGGUCAUCGUAGUGUUCCAACCGGUGGAGAGCUUCAUGCCAGCCAAGUGCUUACCAUUGAGCCAGGAUUCUAUGCCAAGGAGAAGUACGGAAUUCGAAUUGAAAACUGUUACGAAACAGUUGAAGCUGUUGUCAUGUCUAAAGCUCAGAACUUCUUGACAUUCAAGUCUCUCACUUUGGUGCCUAUUCAAACUUCGAUCGUCGACAAGUCUCUUCUGAUUGAAGAGGAAAUCAAUUGGCUCAAUCAAUACCACGCUCGGGUUCUGAAGGAAGUUGGUGAACAUCUUCAGAAACGCGGAAAAACGGAUGAGCUGAAAUGGCUCGCAGAAGCCUGUAAACCAAUCUAAAUAUCUGGAACAAUUACAACAUGUUUUAUAUUAUUUUAACCGGUCAACGUCUUGUUGAGCAAAUUUGUGCUCAAUUAACUAUUUUUUAUCACAAUUUCUGGAUCCUGGUGUAAAACUUAUUCUCCCCGAAUGAUUCAUCCGUAUUCCCCUUUUUUUCUCCUGUCGUUCUUUCUCGCUUUUCCGUAGAUUUCCUGUACUAAUACUUGAGAAUGAAUCUUUUUCUUUUG
Caenorhabditis elegans is the source of this 2097-nucleotide messenger RNA. It is a transcript of the gene app-1, whose product is annotated as Xaa-Pro aminopeptidase app-1. NCBI's taxonomy places the organism in Eukaryota, Metazoa, Nematoda, Chromadorea, Rhabditida, Rhabditidae. The coding region runs from base 20 to 1870 and encodes 616 amino acids. The record is from RefSeq and is marked reviewed. The transcript has 8 exons. Gene Ontology annotation, molecular function: metalloaminopeptidase activity; aminopeptidase activity. Gene Ontology annotation, cellular component: cytoplasm.